GACCAAUCAGCGAGUGAUACGUCUUACGACGACAAGCGUGUCUAACGGCCCGCCUUGACGUCGUUCAUUGAAGAAGAAGAGGGACGGUCUCGGCAUACAAUCCUGAGAAGAAAUUCAAUCAUGUCGGCGAAUCUUUGUAAGCUUUUCGUCGGGGGGCUGAACGUGGAGACCACAGACCAGGGCCUCCGCGCACAUUUCGAACAGUUCGGUAGUCUCACCGACUGCGUUGUUGUCCAGAACCAGCAUCUAGGUCGGUCCCGAUGUUUCGGCUUUAUCACUUACUCCUCACCGGAGGAGGCCGACGCAGCAAUGGCGGCUAAGCCACAUGUCGUCGACGGCAAAAGCGUGGAGUUGAAAGUGGCCGUCGCCCGGGAGGAUGCAAAUAACCCCGACAUCGUCGCAAAUGUGAAGAAAAUCUUCGUCGGAGGUGUGAAAGACCACAUCGAGGCUGAAAACCUGACCGAGUAUUUCUGCCAGUUCGGAGCGGUUGAGAAGGCCGAGAUCAUCUCCGACAAGCAGACCGGUAGGAGGAGAGGCUUCGGCUUUGUCUUCUUCGAGGACAUCAACUCCGCCACUAAAGCUGUGCUGUCCAAAUACCACACCAUCAACGGGAACAAGGUGGAGGUGAAGAAAGCUCUGACCAAACAGGAGAUGACCGCCGGUGGAGGAAGAGGAGGAGGCAGGGGUCGUGGAAGAGGGAUGCAGAGCUAUGGCGGCGGAAGAGGUGGAGGAUACGGAGGCUACGGCGGUAAUUACGGGGGAGGCUACGGCUAUGGAGGUUCCUACAACGGUGGUGGUGGAGGUGGAGGAUACGGGGGCUAUGGGGGAUACGAAGAGUAUGACAACCAGAUGGGGGGUGGUUACAGCAAUGGUGACUUUGGGGAUGGGUACGGACAGCAGUCCUCCGACUAUGGUCCAAUGAAGGGGGGCAGCUACUCCUUCAGGAGCGGAGCUCCCUACAACAGAGGCGGCGGAGGGGGCUACAACAGGGGGGGUGGAGGUGGUGGAUUCGGUAGUGGGUAUUAGUUCUCCCCUUAGAUUUUUUUUAAUGUUCAUCGGGGAAAAUCUACUUAACUGAAACGUUAAUUCUCACACAUUUAGGGAUGCACCUAUACCAAAUCUAAGUACUUAAAGCCUUGAAACAUUGCCGAAACGUUGCAUCUAAAUUUAUUAGCAGGCAAGUUUGAACCAUGUUUGAUGUAGAUUUAACUAGCACGGCCAGUGCAAUAAAAUUGCGUAUACCUACAGGUUCUUGUGAUCUUGAUUGAUUGCAUCAACAAUAUGAUGAUAAAGAUUACUGAGAAACCUUCCAGGGCAAGUUUUAAAAGCGGCUGCAGUGAGUUAUGAACAGAGAUACAUCUUGUCAAAGUGCAACGAAUCCAUGUCUGAUUUUUUACACAUUCUUUUACCUGUGAUGAAUCAAAAUUACUUUGUCACCAUUGAUUUUCAAGUUACAGAGCUAUGCACCGCAAAUUUGUCAUGGAGAGGGUUAGAGAAUAUCUGAUCAAUUUUAGGAAAUGUAACAUUUCUAUUUAUUCUCAAUAAUAAGGCAUACCCAAAUGUUAGUACUUGGUCUGAGAAAAAGAUGGUAUUGGUGCAUCUCUACAUGCAUUACACACAAGCCCAGGUGGGGGAGAGGGGUCUUUGUUGAGCUCAGUUAAAAGGAGCAGAGCCCAUCACCCACCCUGAAUGAAUGAGACUGUCCCCUUGCAUCAUGCCCCCCCCCCCCCAUCCAUCCAGACCCCAUCUGUUCUCCUAUUCCACACAUUAUGGACUUUACUACUAAGACUUGUGAAUUAUUGGAUCGUACUUUUGUUAUGUUGGGGAAAUAUUUGUUUUGAACCAUUUGUAAAGCCGUAAUUAAUGUCAGCCACUGCUUUCUCAGAGUGUUUGUCUUGCAAACCAGCCACAUGUGUCUGUUAUAUUUUUUUUGCAUCAUGAACUCAGGGUUUUUAGUGAAGUUGUUGGCAGUGUCAGGCAGCAUGGGACUAGAUUGCUUGAGUUUCUUGAUCUCUCAAAAACGUGACAAAGUAUUUUUUUCUGGAGAAAUGUAGUCCUGUUUUAUUUGCUAAUAAUUGUAAAUUUGUUUCUUCCCGUCCCAUUACUGGCUUUUGUUCGAUUAAAAACGGUAAAGUUGAAAUUCAUGUUCAGUUCACCCCUAUGUUUUAUUAUGCUUUUAUUAAACUUUUUAAUGUUUUGAAAAAUCAA
Cheilinus undulatus (humphead wrasse) is the source of this 2208-nucleotide messenger RNA. RefSeq names its product heterogeneous nuclear ribonucleoprotein A0-like. The record is from RefSeq and is a predicted model, not a curated record. The transcript has a single exon. The coding region runs from base 121 to 1026 and encodes 301 amino acids. Lineage: Eukaryota; Metazoa; Chordata; Actinopteri; Labriformes; Labridae. Gene Ontology annotation, molecular function: RNA binding.